AUGGCGAUAAGCGUUCCGGGCGGCGCAGAGGUGACAUACGCCGAGUUCGGCGAUGAGAUUGAGCGCGUCGCCGAAUUGCUUGCGGGCGCGGGAGUGCAGCCCGGCAGAGCGGUGUCCAUCGUAUUGCCGAACGGCCUGGAGUUCAUGGUCGUGUUCCUAGCGGUAGCGCGGGCGGGCGCAAUCGCCGCGCCGCUGAACUCCGCGUACACGACUGACGAGUUCACCUUCUACAUGGAAGACGCUGAAGCGCAGCUCGCUAUACUACCGCUUGGCGAACACGCGGCGCGCGAAGCCGCGGCGCAGCUAGGCGUUCCGACAAUCGAAGCAUCGCUGGACGAUUCUGGUCGUACUUCACUAUCAAAGGGCGGCGAUACUCUGACCGCACGGCGGGAUGCGCCUGCGCCGUCACCCGACGAUGUGGCGCUGUUCCUGCACACUUCUGGAACUACGAGCCGUCCUAAGGGAGUGCCGCUGACGCACGGCAACCUUGCGGCGUCUAUCAAGAAUAUCAGCGAUACAUACAGACUGACGCCCGACGAUAUUGCGAUGGUGGUGAUGCCACUGUUCCAUGUGCAUGGGCUCAUUGGGGUGUCGCUGUCAACGCUGAGCACUGGCGGCUCGCUGGUGGUGCCACCUCGGUUCAGCGCAAGCCGGUUCUGGGGCGAGCAGAAGGACAGCGGCGCGACAUGGUACUCAGCCGUGCCGACGAUUCACCAGAUUUUGCUGGCGCGCGCGGACGAAGACGGCGCGCCACACAGCAGUUUCAGGCUCAUCAGGUCUUGCUCAUCGGCGCUUGCGCCUGCGGUGUUCGAGCAAUUGGAGGCGCGGUUCGGCGCGCCGGUGCUGGAAGCAUACGGAAUGACAGAGGCGUCGCAUCAGAUGUCGUCGAACCUGCUGCCGCCGGGCGACCGGAUGCCGGGCACGGUGGGCAAGGGCACGGGCGUUGACAUUGGCAUCAUGGACGACGACGGCAAUCUUGUCAGCACAGGCGGACUCGCUGAGGUGGUCAUAAGGGGCGCGAAUGUUACCCAUGGCUACCACAAUAAUCCGGAUGCGAAUGCGGAGGCGUUCACGAAUGGCUGGUUCCGCACGGGCGACCAGGGCUUUCUCGAUGCAGACGGCACGCUCACGCUGACGGGCCGCCUCAAGGAGUUGAUAAAUCGCGGCGGUGAGAAGAUUUCGCCGCUGGAGGUUGACGCUGCGUUGCUGGGGCAUCCAGCGGUUGCUGAGGCGGUGUGCUUCGGCGUGCCUCACACAAUGUACGGAGAGGCGGUACAAGCUGCGGUGGUGGUGUCAGCCGAUACUGACGAGGAUGCGAUACGCGCCUAUUGCGGCGAGCACCUUGCAGGCUUCAAGGUGCCGGACCGCGUGUACAUAAUCGAUACGAUGCCACGCACUGCGACGGGCAAGAUACAGCGCCGACACAUCGCUGCAAUGUUCAGCGAGGCGCCGGCGCAGUAG
Molecule: messenger RNA, 1461 nt
Organism: Geodia barretti
Lineage: Eukaryota; Metazoa; Porifera; Demospongiae; Tetractinellida; Geodiidae
Source: the annotation of a GenBank genome assembly